AAAAAAAAAAAAAGGAAAAAAAAAUUCUUCUUUCUUUUCUUUAUUUUUAGUUUUUGUUUUAUAGAAAAAAAAAUGAAAUUUUUAUCUAUUGCCAUUUUGCUAUUAACAACAGCUACCAUCACACAGGCACAACAACUAUGCAAUGGUUAUGCAGAAUUCUGUUCAAAACAGUAUCAAACACUGACUUACUUGAUGACUCAUAAUUCUUAUAGUUACAUAGCUAACCCAGCUGCUAAUCAAGCUUGCCCAGUUAAUAUUCAACUAGAUGAUGGUGUUCGAGGCCUAAAGUUAUCGGCUAUCAAGAUGACUAAUUCAUCUUCUAUUCAACUCUGUCAUACAUCCUGCACUAUCCUUAACGCUGGUCCUGCUGUUGAUACGCUUUCUACCAUCACUAACUGGCUUAAAGCAAACCCGAAUGAAGUAAUCACUAUUAUGUGGAAUAAUUUAGGGUCCUUUGGUACAGACGCUUUCAAGACAGCUUAUACAAAUAGUGGAUUGAUCGAUUAUGUUUAUACACAACCAUUUGAAAAUUUUACAUGGCCUACGUUAGGAGAAUUGAUAGCAUCCGGUAAACGAGUUAUCAACUUUAUAGAUGAAGGAGCUAAUAGUAAAGAGUUACCAUGGUUAAUGAGAGAGUGGGAUUUUGUGUUUGAAACACCUUAUAAUAAUCGUAAUGAAUCAUCUUUUGAGUGUAUUAUCGACCGACCUAAUCCACCCGAGAAUCCAACUAAAGUGAUGUAUGUCAUGAAUCACUUUUUAUAUGGUACCUUAACUUUAGGCUCGACCACAAUUGAAAUACCUCAGAAGGGCACUUCGGAUGUUACAAAUGGAGAUGGUUCGCUACUAAAACAGGCAGAACAAUGCACUCAUGUCUUUGGCAGACAACCUAACUUUUUAGAAGUGGAUUUCUAUAAUAACGGAGAUGCUUUACAAAUUACGGCUCAGUUAAAUAACGUCACCUAUCAUGAAAAGCAGUUGCAAUGUAAUGUAUAUGAAUCAACAGCGUCAACAUCAUCUACAACAACAGGUGGUUCCAUAUCGGAAGCAACAAGUAAUAUCAUGGUAUCAUUAACAGCAGCACCUAUUUUGUUAUCUUUAGUUGCGGUCAUGUUCUCGGCUUUUCUUUAGAUUUUAAUAAUAAUUUCUAUUUUUAUACAUGUAUAUUUUUUUUAGGCUUAACAAAAAAAAAAAAAAGCUCAUUUGUUAAUGUAAUACAUAUCCUAUUUAUAUUUAUAAACAUAAUUUGGCUUAU
Cokeromyces recurvatus is the source of this 1252-nucleotide messenger RNA. Its product is annotated as PLC-like phosphodiesterase. The coding region runs from base 73 to 1128 and encodes 351 amino acids. The transcript has 2 exons. Gene Ontology annotation, biological process: lipid metabolic process. Lineage: Eukaryota; Fungi; Mucoromycota; Mucoromycetes; Mucorales; Mucoraceae. Gene Ontology annotation, molecular function: phosphoric diester hydrolase activity. The record is from RefSeq and is a predicted model, not a curated record.